GUUAAUGAGGAACAGGGUGAAUGCGCAGCAAGCAAGGGAGAGGAAGCGACGACGCAUGGAGGGGCUAAAGGAGGAAUGCGAGGCGAAGGAGAGGGAGAACGAGCAGCUGGAAGGAAGGAUUGCGGCAGUACAGCAGGAGAACGAUCAGCUAAGGGAUGCAGUUAUUGCUCUUCUGGAGGCAACCAGUGGUCUCGAUACAAGCAGAUUCAAUACGAGCAUGCUCAAUACAAGCACCAUCAACAUAGACACUUCUACU
Molecule: messenger RNA, 256 nt
Organism: Closterium sp. NIES-65
Lineage: Eukaryota; Viridiplantae; Streptophyta; Zygnematophyceae; Desmidiales; Closteriaceae
Source: the annotation of a GenBank genome assembly